Messenger RNA from Neofelis nebulosa (Clouded leopard), 7380 nucleotides. It is a transcript of the gene NUP210, whose product is annotated as nucleoporin 210. The record is from RefSeq and is a predicted model, not a curated record. Gene Ontology annotation, cellular component: nuclear pore. The coding region runs from base 342 to 5963 and encodes 1873 amino acids. The transcript is spliced from 40 exons. NCBI's taxonomy places the organism in Eukaryota, Metazoa, Chordata, Mammalia, Carnivora, Felidae.
UAUCAGCCCUAGGUGUGAAGACGGGGAACUUUCUCAAGAGGGGCAAGAGCUCUCAGCACCCACCAACUCCAGAGCUGGUCCUCGGGGGGGGAUUAGAGGAUAUCCCCAGGACAAGUGGUGAGCUGGGAAUAGUGUUUGCCUGCCUGGCUCUCAGUCCUCUGAGCUGGCUGUCACAUGCCUUCACCACUCACCUCGUGUGACAGUGACAGCUUGGGAUGCAGCUGGUCUGCAUGUUGGAAUGAUGAGGCCUGGGGUAUGUUGGGUUACAUCAUAGGUAUAAUUAAGGUUAAUUCAGCCAUUGCUUGAAUAGGGCUUUUUAAUAGGAACUUCAAAACAUAGGCAUGAAUCGGCCGAGCACAGCAUUUUUAGGGCAGUCGACUGUUCCGUGUGAUGUUACAGAUGGUGGAUACGUGUCCUCAUACACAGACUGUACAACCCCAGGAGUGAACCCCCCGCAAACGAUGGGCUCUGGGUCAUCGACCCGGCCAGAGGUGGCCAGUAUAGAGCCGCUGGGCGUGGAUGAAGCGCAGUGCUCCCAGAAGGCAGUGGUGCAGGCCCGCCUGUCCCAGCCCGCCCGCCUGACCAGCAUCAUCUUCGCCGAGGACAUCACCACAGGCCAGGUCCUGCGCUGCGAUGCCAUCGUCGACCUCAUCCACGGCAUUCAGAUCGUCUCCACCACCCGCGAGCUGUACCUGGAGGACUCGCCCCUGGAACUGAAGAUCCAGGCCCUGGACUCUGAAGGGAACACGUUCAGCACCCUCGCUGGGCUCGUCUUUGACUGGACAAUCGUGAAGGACACGGAGGCCAACGGGUUCUCAGACUCCCACAACGCCCUGCGAAUCCUCACAUUCCUGGAGUCCACAUACAUCCCUCCUUCCUACAUCUCCGAGAUGGAGAAAGUGGCCAAGCAGGGGGACACCAUCCUGGUGUCCGGGAUGAAGACUGGAAGCUCCAAGCUCAAGGCGUGCAUCCAGGAGGCCGUCUACAAGCACGUGCACCCUGCGGAGGUCAGGCUGCUGAUUUUGGAGAACAUCCUCCUGAACCCAGCGUACGACGUCUACCUGAUGGUGGGGACCUCCAUUCGCUAUAAGGUGCAGAAAAUCAGACAAGGAAAGAUUACAGAGCUCUCAAUGCCUUCCGAGCAGUAUGAGCUGCAGCUUCAGAACAGCAUCCCGAGCCCCGAGGGAGACCCGAGCCGGCCCGUGGCUGUCUUGGACCAGGACACGUCGAUGGUCACUGCAGUGCAGCUGGGACAGAGCAACCUGGUUCUCAGCCACAGGAGUAUCCGCAUGCAGGGUGCUUCUAGGUUACCCAACAGCACCAUCUACGUGGUUGAACCUGGAUACCUGGGGUUCACCGUCCAGCCUGGUGACAGGUGGGUGCUGGAGACGGGCCGCCUGUAUGAAAUUACCAUUGAAGUGCUUGACAAGUCCGGCAACAAGGUCUACCUGUCCGACAAUCUCCGCAUCGACACCGUGUUACCUCCUGAGUUCUUUGAGGUGCUCGCUUCUUCCCAGAAUGGCUCGUACCAUCACGUCAGGGCGACAAAGAAGGGCCAGACAGCUAUCGAGGCAGCCCUCACCUCCGUGGUGGACCAGGAUGGAGGGGUCCACACGUUGCGGGUACCUGUGUGGAACCAGCAGGAGGUAGAAAUUCACGUCCCCAUCACCCUCUAUCCGAGCAUCUUGACGUUUCCGUGGCAACCAAAGACGGGCGCCUAUCAGUACACAAUAAAGGCCCACGGCGGGAGUGGGAACUUCAGCUGGUCUUCGUCAAGCCACAUGGUGGCCAUGGUCACCGUCAAGGGCGUCAUGACCACAGGCAGUAACACUGGACUCAGUGUGAUCCAGGCGCAUGACGUGCAGAACCCGCUCCACUUUGGGGAGAUGAAGGUGUAUGUGAUCGAGCCCAGCAGCAUGGAGUUCGCACCAUGCCAGGUGGAGGCACGCGUGGGCCAGACCUUGGAGCUGCCGCUGAGGAUCAACGGUCUCAUUCCUGGUGGGGCCGACGAGGUGGUCACCCUGAGCGACUGCUCCCAUUUCGACUUGGCGAUCGAGGUGGAGAACCAGGGCGUGUUCCAGCCACUCCCAGGGAGGCUGCAGCCAGGCUCUGAGCACUGCAGCGGGGUCAAGGUGAGAGCGGAGGCCCAGGGCUACACCACACUCCUCGUGAGCUACAAACAUGGCCACAUCCACCUGAGUGCCCGGAUCACCAUCGCUGCCUACCUGCCCCUCAAGGCUGUUGACCCCUCCUCCGUCGCCUUGGUGACCCUUGGCUCCUCAAAGGAGAUGCUGUUCGAAGGAGGUCCCAGACCCUGGGUCCUCGAGCCUUCCAAAUUCUUCCGGAACAUCACUUCUGAAGACACAGACAGCAUCAGUCUGGCUCUCUUUGGGCCCUCUACCUCCCGGAAUUACCAGCAACACUGGAUCCUCGUGACCUGCCAGGCCUUGGGCGAGCAGGUCAUCGCCCUCUCGGUGGGGAACAAGCCCAGUGUCACCAACCCCUUCCCCGCACUGGAGCCCGCCGUGGUGAAGUUCGUCUGCGCCCCGCCCUCCAGGCUCACCCUGACGCCCGUCUACGCCAGCCCCCAGCUGGACCUGUCGUGCCCGCUGCUGCAGCAGAACAAGCAGGUGGUUCCAGUCUCCAGCCACCGCAACCCCCUGCUGGACCUGGCCGCCUACGACCAGCAGGGCCGCAGAUUCGACAACUUCAGCUCUCUGAACAUCCAGUGGGAGUCGACCAGGCCGUCGCUGGCCAGCAUCAACCUUGACCUGCCCAUGCAGCUGGUGGCCCGGGACGAUGGGAGCGGCCAGAAGAAGUUGCACGGUUUGCAGGCCAUCUCGGUGCACGAGGCGUCGGGAACCACAGCCAUCUCCGCCACCGCGACUGGCUACCAGCAGUCCCACCUCAGCACGGCCAGAGUGGUGCAGCCGCACGACCCUCUCACGCCUGUGUCGGCCUCCAUAGAACUCAUCCUGGUGGAGGACGUGAGGGUGAGCCCGGAAGAGGUGACCAUCUACAACCACCCCGAUGUGCAGGCUGAGCUGCACAUCAGAGAAGGCUCUGGCUACUUCUUCCUCAACACCAGCACCACAGACAUCAUCAAGGUGACCUACCAGGAGACCAGGGGCGUGGCCACGGUGUUCCCUUUGCUCCCGGGCGUGUCGACCGUCAUGAUCCAUGACCUGUGCCUGGCCUUCCCAGCCCCGGCGAAGGCCGAUGUCUACGUCUCGGACAUUCAGGAGCUGUACGUCCGUGUGGUUGACAAGGUGGAGAUUGGGAAGACGGUCAAGGCAUAUGUCCGGGUGCUGGACUUUCACAAGAAGCCUUUCCUGGCCAAAUACUUCACCUUCAUGGACCUGAAGCUCCGAGCAGCCUCCCAGAUCAUUACAUUGGUGGCCCUCGAUGAAGCCCUUGAUAACUAUACCGCCACGUUCCGCGUCCACGGUGUGGCCAUUGGCCAGACCAGCCUCACCGCAACUGUGAGUGAUAAAGCUGGACAGCGAAUCAACUCAGCCCCGCAGCAGAUUGAGGUCUUUCCCCCGUUUAGGUUGAUACCCAGGAAGGUGACGCUGAUCAUCGGGGCUAUGAUGCAGAUCACCUCGGAGGGUGGCCCCCAGCCCCAGUCCAACAUCCUCUUCUCCAUCAGCAAUGAGACCGUUGCCGUGGUAAACAGUGCCGGGCUGGUGCGGGGGCUGGCCGUCGGCAAUGGCACCGUGUCUGGGGUCGUGCAGGCCGUGGACGCUGAGACCGGCAAGCUUGUCAUCGUGUCUCAGGACCUCGUGGAGGUGGAGGUGCUGCUUCUCCAGGCUGUGAGGAUCCGUGCCCCCAUCACUCGGAUGAGGACGGGAACCCAGAUGCCUGUUUACAUCACUGGGAUCACCAACAGCCAGAACCCUUUCUCCUUUGGCAAUGCCGUGCCGGGCCUGACCUUCCACUGGUCUGUCACCAAGCGGGACAUCCUGGACAUCCGGGGGCGGCACCAGGAGGCUUCGCUCCGGCUCCCGUCACAGUACAACUUUGCCAUGAACGUGCACGGCCGGGUGAAAGGCCGGACCGGGUUGAGGGUGGUGGUCAAGGCUCUGGACCCCGCUGCUGGACAGCUGCACGGCCUCGCCAAAGAGCUCACUGACGAGAUCCAAAUCCAGGUAUUCGAAAAGCUGCUGCUGCUGAGCCCUGAAAUAGAAGCAGAGCAAAUAUUAAUGUCGCCCAACUCGUUUAUAAAGCUUCAGACAAACAGGGAUGGAGCAGCAUCUCUGAGCUACCGUGUCCUGGACGGGCCGGAGAAGGUUCCUGUCGUGCAUGUUGACGAGAAAGGCUGCCUGACGUCAGGGUCCGUGAUUGGGAUGUCCACAAUCCAAGUGACUGCCCAAGAGCCUUUUGGGGCCAACCAGACCAUCCUCUUUGCUGUAAAGGUAUCUCCUGUGUCUUACCUGAGGCUCUCCAUGAGCCCCACCCUGCACACCCAGAACAAGGAGGCUCUGGCAGCCCUGCCUUUGGGAAUGACCGUGACCUUCACUGUCCACUUCCAUGACAACUCCGGAGAUACCUUCCAUGCUCACAAUUCGGUCCUCAGCUUUGCGACUAACAGAGACGAGUUCGUGCAGAUUGGGAAGGGCGUCGCCAACAACACCUGCAUUGUCCGGACCAUCAGCGUGGGCCUGACGCUGCUCAGCGUGCGGGACACGGAGCACGUGGGCCUGUCCGACUUCGUCCCAUUGCCCGUCCUACAGGCCAUCUCCCCGGAGCUGUCCGGAGCGGUGGUGGUGGGGGACGUCCUCUGUCUGGCCACAGUUCUUGUCGGCCUGGAAGGCCUCUCCGGAACCUGGAGCUCUUCAGCUCACAGCAUCCUCCGCAUCGACCCCAGGACGGGCGUGGCUGUGGCCCAAGAGGCAGGAUCUGUGACGGUUUACUAUGAGAUUGCUGGGCACCUGAGAACCUACAAGGAGAUAGCUAUCGGUGUCCCUCAAAGGAUCGUGGCCCAUUCCGUCCGCCCAGGCCAGACCAGCUUCCAGGAGGCCUCCAAAGUGACCGUCACCUUGGGAGACAGAGGCUCUAACCUGAGAGGUGAGUGCUCUCCCUCCCAGAUGGAAACCAUUGAGACUCUGCACCCAGAAUCCCUCAUUAGCUGCCACCUCCAGUUCAAGCAAGAUGUCUUCGAUUUCCCAGCGCGUGACGUUUUCACGGCAGAACCAGGAUUUGACGCCACCCUGGGCCGGUACCUCUGCUCAGUCACGAUGCACAGGCUGACGGACAAGCAGCUGAAACACCUCAGCAUGAAGAAGACAGCGCUGCUGGUCACUGCCUCCAUCCCCGGCAGCCACAUCUCUGGCGAGCACGUUGGUGCCGAGGUGCCCUUCAGCCCGGGGCUUUACACUGACCAGGCUGAAAUCCUUUUGAGCAACCACUUCACCAGCUCUGAGGUCAAGGUCUUUGGUACCGUGGAGAUUCUCGAGAACCUGGAGGUGAAAUCAGGGUCCCCGGCUGUGCUGGCCUUUGAGAAGGAAAAGUCUUUGGGGCUCCCCAGCUUCAUCACAUACACAGUCGGCAUCUCGGAUCCCACAGCUGGCAGUCAGGGGCCUCUGUCCACCGCCCUGACCUUCUCCAGCCCCAUGACUAACCAAGCCCUCACCAUUCCGGUCACCGUGGCCUUUGUGAUGGAUCGCCGAGGGCCUGGUCCUCAUGGAGCCAGCCUUUUCCAGCACUUCCUGGAUUCCUACCAGGUCAUGUUCUUCACACUUUUUGCCCUGCUGGCUGGGACUGCUGUCAUGAUCAUAGCCUACCACACGGUCUGCACACCCCGGGAGCUCACUGCACCCCCAGGCCUCUCCCCCGGAGCCAGCCCUCGCCACAGCCCCCACUAUUUUGCUGCCUCAUCGCCGACGCCUUUCAACGCACUGCCUCCCAUCCGCAGAGCCAGCCCUCCGUCGGGGCUGUGGAGCCCCGCGUACCCCUCCCACUAGUCCGUGGGCCGGGCCCUGACGCCCCUGCGCCCCCACGGUGGGCCCGGCCUGGAGGACCCCUGGGCCCCGAGCCCUGGCCCAGGCCUGUGUCGCUGCCUGCUGUGUUCUUGUAGACCUAUAGUUUAGGCUGUGCCCGCUAGCUCACCCUUCCGUGUAGGGCUUUCUGUUGGCUCUUGUUUUCUGUUCUGUUCUUACUUCAGAAUCUUACAAAGGCUAAGACUCUCGCUCAUUCCUCUGUGCCCGGUUGUCUAGGGUUUCUGGACAACGUGCACUUAACGCUUUUCCUUCCCCGCAGUCUCUGGAACCACUCCCUUCUCGAGACUUUGAGCAGGCGAAGCUCCCUUCACUAGUGGUCUGUAAGGGAUGUUCCUGAAGUGGCCUCAGGGAAAGGACUUUUUGAUUUUUUCUUAACAUUUGUGGGGUUUUUUUUCCCCUCCUUGGAAACUUUACUUUUCCCCUACUCUGGCCCCUGCCAGGAAAUGAGGGGAGCAAGCAGACACGAUGUCUGAAGCUGGCCCCGUGACUGCACGGAGGCCUCAGGUAGGCGCCAACGGGGCCCAACCCCACACUGGCUCAGCCUCACCGGGAGACGCCGACGGGCCACAGGAGCCACGAGCCGGGCUGCUCUUUGCCUCCGUGGGGGCCACUGUGAAUAUAGACGGCGUCCUCUGUGGUUGCUUCCUGCGCGUGGAAGCGUCUCCUGGACUCGGCCGCAGCUCCAUCGAGGUGCUCUUUGGGGUCUGGCUCCUCCUCCCUAUCCCGGCUUCUCUACCCACACAGGGACUUCGGAGUCAUAGUUAGGAAAACAUCCCUGAGCCAGAGACCGGGACCUUUUCUUCUGGUUUGUUUGUUUGUUUUGAGAAGCCACUGUGUUCCGCCCGAGCACCAGACCAAAACCCAGUGUUCUCCCUUCCUCCUUUUGUACCACGGUCAUGCACCUCAGCAGCCCUGAGCCUCUGGCCUGCCCCGUGUGGGCACCAGUCUCCCCGCGGCAGCCCCCCAGCAGGCCACGGAGCCAGACCCGGCCAGUGAGGAGGGUGGGCCUGCCCUCCAGGAAGGGGCCGGGAAGGAGAAGAUGUCUAGAAGAUGCCCCCUUGUUCAUUCAACACCCGAGGCCUCCAGAACGCGGCCUCUCCGCCCUGGGCCGAGAGCUGUGCCGCUCUCAGGAAGAACUGGAGGCGCACCCCGAGCCCGGCCCGCGGGGUCGCUGCGUGGGGGGAGUCGUCCCCUUGGACUCUGAGCCACAAGCGUGAACCUACCGCAGGCCUUUUGGUCCAGGCCGUGCGAUUUAUUUUUCUAAAGCUGGAGACAGGAAGAAUUGUGCCUUGCCUAUCACUUGAGCUCAAACUGACGACUUGGAUGUAAAUAGCCGCGUUUCUACUUGGUUUAUUUAAUAAAGCUCUAUCUAAUUUCUUAA